Molecule: messenger RNA, 3573 nt
Organism: Pseudo-nitzschia multistriata
Lineage: Eukaryota; Bacillariophyta; Bacillariophyceae; Bacillariales; Bacillariaceae
Source: the annotation of a GenBank genome assembly
CAUUAGAUCUUGAGUGUAAAUUUUAGCUAUAGUACUACUAGGACGGAAUACAAGAGACUUUUUAUUAUCCAAUACAGCAGCUAGUUGGGUAAGUAUUGAGGAGUGGUUCAAAGAAGUUCGAAAGAAGAUCAUUCUGACUUCAGCUUCUAUGAAGUACAGUAUUCUGUUGUCUAUGACUACCUCUUGUUCCAAAAUGAUUGUCAGCGGUAAUAUGCUUAUAGUGAGACUACGACUUCCAUAGGCUUCAUUCUUUUAGUGCCGUGCAGUAUUUGUCGCGUUCGAUUUUCUUGUGGAGAGUUCCUCCGGUCGCCCAAGUUUGCCUCGUGUGAAGGAAACAGUUUCUUCUCCGAAAUUUCCUUUCUUGUUUUAGGGUAUGGUGAGAUACGUACGGUACCGUACGAACGGUACGGAUUUGGCGUAACUGUUGUACUGUAAUGGUGAACGUGCCAAUAUCAUUCCGAUCUGGAACCAAUAAAUUUUGUGAAAAUAAAUUUCCUCCUUGGUGCGGGUAUGAAUACGGGUUGGUAUUGGCAUACGUAUGCCAACGUUCUCGCCUAAAUUUUCCUCCAGCCGGGAUUGAAAUGGAUUGGUUCGCCAUCCAUCACCUGCACGCGCACACAAGCCAUGACAGUGUUUUUUGUACAUUCUUGUAAAUCCCGAGCGAGGCGGCACUUCGCACGAUAGAUUUUUGUUCAAAAACCUGGAUUAGACGGCAGCAAACUCUCGCUAACCAACAAAACAUACAUAAAUAAUGAAGGCUAGCCGGAAGGGCUUGACAGUCAGUCGUUGUGUGACAGCGCAUGCCUUGUUGCAAGCUCUGUAGAGGUUCAACAAACUGUGGAAACAAGUGUUUCACAUAUUAUAAAGACAUCACGCUAGUGCAGCAAAUCAAAUUAACUUUUGAAUAAAAAAUUAUUUAUUAUUAGAGUGAUUAUAAAAUCACUCUAAUAAUAAAUAAUUUUUUAUUUAAAAUUACAAGUAAUAGUAGCUCAGCAAAUCAAAUUAACUUUCUGACGACUCGAGGCGUUGGCCUUCUCUUUGGUGUGUAACAUACAAUCAAUCCCAGAUCGGGACACCAACUCCUCAACCAGUGGUCUCUAUCAUAGAGAACCUUGCAUUGUUGCAACAACACUCCUUCGACGCCGCCUAUUUUCUCUAUUCAAACGAACAAGAAAGAACCACAAUGUCCGAGUACGCCGCUCUUCACGCCACUUCACUCCUACUGGUCGGAAAAAAUUGUAAAACCUCGGAAUCGUCUGCGGCCACAUCAAGACAAGUCACAGCGUCAGCAGCAGCAGUUACGACAAUAACAUCUCGAUCAGCCCAUGGAGAUACCGUUUUCACAACAUCCGAUCUGUUCCCAGACGACGAGCAAGACUUUGGUUUCAAACAACCUAGCGCAAAAAACUUUCGAAAAUCAGCAGCAAACGACAACGGGAUAGAGACAAUUAUGCAGCUAUCCAGCAACAAUAGCAACGCAACGCACCAAAGCAAUGAUGUUCUCGUCCUUCCAGCCGACGAUCUCUCAGACGGUCCAGACGAGUCUCGAUGGCGAUCCCAUGGGAUAACACGACGACGAAAGCUCUUAGAGGAGGACAAACGAAUCGGUGGACGGGAUUUCUCGAUGAGUUUCGAUUGUUCUGUUCAGCGCUAUUUUUCAGUUGCCCACUGGUACGUAUUCAGUUAGCCAUUAACUUGCGACCACAGUACUUCGUUAUGUUGUGCUUGCUUCCUUGAUUCUCUAGAAGAUAACAACUAUCCAGAAAAGAUUGGCUAGCCAUUGCAUCUUGCUUGGAAGCUUGAACGAAAAGUAGGAAUCUUUCCACUAACAAGCGUUUUCGAUGUCAUAUUGUUUACUGUAACAGGGCCUUGGAACAAUUCCAUCAGCUCUAUCAGAAAAGCUCGUCCUCGUCCACGGACAGUGCCAAGGAGCUGGAAGAAUUGUAUCUAAUGGGGCACCGUGUGGUGGCUUUCUUAACAGAAUGUCUACCACGGCACCCGGGGUUUGCCCGAUCUCCCUUUGUGCGACAACGCUGCAAACAGGAGCUAGACCAUCUGAUGAAGUGCCUCGAAGAUGUAGCCAUCCGCAUCGACGAGCAGGUAUGCAAUCAGUUUGUCGACGACGGAGACUUUUUCCUUGACUCAAUGCUCGCCGCAGAAAUGGCCAACGAGGAUGAGGACCAAGAGCAGAGGAAGUCGCCACGCCGAUUCCGCACUCCAUCCAAGGCCAAGCAGAAUAACUCUGCAUUUGCCGAGUGGGAAGUAGACUUUCCCGACGACGAGUUCGGACCACUCAAGGGAGAGGCAACCAAGUGUGUUUCGUUUAAAGCUGAUUUUGAACGCACCACGGCUGAGUCUCCUACCGCCGAAACGGUGGGAACGAACGGAACAGAAUCCCUGGAACCGAGCGACACCAGUUAUACAAACUUUGAUUCGUCUGACAACAGCAAGGGGAGCGAAGAGGCACUCUCGCGUUCUGGUUCGGAAGUCACAGACCGUGGUGGUUCUUGUGACGGCAGCAAUGACUACCGUCCUGCCCGAGAUGAUGACCAGCAGGACGUCUUUGACUCUAUCGAGUUUUCUCCCGAGGACGAAGGCGCUCUCGAUUUGCCAUCCCAGCCUGUUUCUAUUCUUAAGGGCGUCCGGCUCGACUUUUUGAAGACCAUUGCCUGUGAACCCGUCCUGUACGAGACCGAUUCCGAGGCCGCCGACAGCUGGGCAAACACCGCAGACGAUGCGAAAUCUCGCCCCUGCCUCCCAUCGAGUUCGGGGGUCACACCAACCUGUGAUCCGGCCCGCAUCGCCUUUCGUGAUUUGAUGAAUAAGCUGCCGCACAAAUCUAUACUGCAGCGGAACAACCAAUCAAAGCUGUUGGGAGGCUUUCUAUCUCGCACCCCAUUGAAUCCUCCGGAUAGGUCUCCGGCAUCGUCUCCGACGCUGAUUGAGAUUUUGGGGGAACGCAACACCAACAAACCUGCCGGGGUUGCGCACACUGACUUCGACGACGUUAUCGAGAACGAGAUCAAGGAGUACCUAGAUUCCUCGCAGGACGAGGAAGAUCCAAAACAAUUUGUGGAGUCGUGUCACGCAAAAAUGAGCACACAAUCCAAGAGCAUGGAUAUGGGCACAAUACGCCACCGAAAGCCCAGAGAUGAUCGAUCCUCCGUCUCUUCCUAUGUUUCGUCAUCCUCCUCGUCCACGGUUGCAUCAACUACAUCCUCGCAGUCUCUGAAAUCUCUUACUAACAAAACGGGGAGUCAGACGAGUGCCUUUAGUUCUUUCGGUGCACACCGGAAGGAACAGCAAAUGCAAGGAUCCGAAGCAUCCAAAACUAUUUUUGAACAAGAUGACUGGAUCUCAUUUGACAAUUCUUCAGGCGACAGUUUCUUUGCGGAUUCUUCCUUUUAGGAGAUCGGAUCGGGUUAACUCUCUUGGCAUGGAUGAAUGAAUUGGCAUGCCUACUCACCAUACGCGCUACGUCAAGCAUUUUUGUAGAAGUAUUUACUGUAAUUUUAAAGCAAUUAGGGAAGAAAUAUUUCGGGAACUAGUUACAAAUAGAUCCAAAGUUUCCGU